Poecilia reticulata (guppy) is the source of this 862-nucleotide messenger RNA. RefSeq names its product FA core complex associated protein 24 (gene faap24). Gene Ontology annotation, molecular function: chromatin binding. Gene Ontology annotation, biological process: interstrand cross-link repair. The record is from RefSeq and is a predicted model, not a curated record. NCBI's taxonomy places the organism in Eukaryota, Metazoa, Chordata, Actinopteri, Cyprinodontiformes, Poeciliidae. Gene Ontology annotation, cellular component: Fanconi anaemia nuclear complex.
GAAACAUUCCUUGGGGAUGGGAGGUGGUUGAAAAUAAGCCGAAGAGACUUAAACAGGUUGAAAACAUUUAGUCAGUGUUUGGCAGGAUGGAUCCCAAAGCAGCUGUCUUGGUGAAUUCAGAUCUUCCGUACGGACACAUUCUUUGCCAUGAAAAAUGGAGGACUUCGUCUCUUCUUCAGGCCCUAAAAGAUGGAGGUGUGAAAAUCCUCUUUGAAAAGGAGCUGGGUGUCGCAGAUUUUCAUCUUCCCAGCAAAACGAGGCUUCUUUACGUGUCAGAGUGUGACAUAAUAGCAGGAAAUGGCUACAAAAGGAAGCUGGUUCGAUACAGAAACGCCAGUAGCAGCUUUCAGGAGCUGGUAUUAGUGGAGAGGACACGGCUCAGUGAGCAAUACUUCUCUGCUUUGCAGAGAUUUGUGGUGUUUGACUUAGGUUUGUCUCUGCUCCCAGUUAGUGGGCAAACAGAAGCCUCACAGCUCAUCACUCAGAUUGUCCACGGGGAGGGCAGAGAGAAUCCUUUUAGGCGGAAGACUUCAGGUCAGCUGUUGGACUCAGUGACCCUGAUUUUGGUCCAGCAGAUCCCUGGGGUUGGCAGGGUCAAAGCUUUGACUCUGAUGCAGAAUUUUCCCAGUCUCAAGGAGAUCUCCAACGCAUCUCCCGCUGAGCUAGAGCCCAUAGUGGGSGAGGGGAGCGCCCAGCAGAUCCACAGCUUCUUCCAUGGAAACCUUAUUACUGGAACAUAAAGACUGACUUGUACUUUUCAGUGUUCAUUGGGCCAUUAUAUAAAUUAUAUGGAGAUGCAAUGCAUCUCAAUGUGUAGACUUUAAGAAAUCUUUUUGUUAAAAAUAAAAAAAUUUAACCACAA